UCACGAGUCAACUUCAGAUGCUUCCGCAAACUCGAGGGCUGACCACCCAUCUUCCAUCCCCACCCAUCUUCAAUAGAGGAAUUUCUCUCAUCCUUCACAAAUGCCCUAAAACUCAAAAACUUUCCUUGUUAAGGAAGAAGAACUCGUGCCGCGGACUCUCAAUUCGACCUCCGAACUGCUCUAUCUCAGUGGUCUCACCAGAGCCUACCCAAUCUGAAUCGGCUAACGAUGGCAAGCCAUUUCCAGCUGAAGUUUCUAGAACAAUAAUGGAAUUGGCCUCCGUAGGCACUCUCUCCACACUGACCCAAGAUGGUUGGCCUAUGGGCAUCGGAGUUCGCUUUGCUGUUGACCCUGAAGGCACCCCUCUCCUCUGCUUGAAUGACUCCAUUUCUGAAGUCUCUGUUAAUAUCAAGUCCAGCUUCCACGUCCAGCUAGACCAGUGUGGUGUGAGGACUUUGCAGUGCACAGUGCAAGGUGUCCUUGUGAAGCCAGAAGACCCUAAGGUUUUGGAGAAGCUACAAUCAGUAUGGAAAAGGCGUUUUGGCUAUGAUGUAGAUGAACACUGCUUGUAUGCUGUUUCUGUUGAACGGUUGCUUCAAAUUGAAGAUCUCGGGGAGGAUGGGGUAUGGGUCGCCUCUUCAGAAUACAAGCUCGCAAGCCCUGAUCCACUCAGAGACUUUGCCGAAAGAAUGAUCACAGAGAUAAAUCUUCACAAUAUGGAAGACGUUAUUCGUUUUUGUAAUGCCUAUGUGGAUUUGAAUUUCCGGGUAUCAGAUGCACGGAUGCUAUGGGUUGACCGAUUAGGGUUUGAUGUCCGCUUCUGGUCUCCCCAAAAGGAUGUCUUUGAAGUUAGAAUCCCUUUUCCUAGAGAAGUGGCUGAUGAGAAGGGCGCUAAAUCUUCUUUCAAUUGUAUGUCUCAACUUGCUUGGGAAGUGGAAAAGAAUUUCCAUGCACUAGAGUUUGAGAAGGCUAAGAAGCUUAAAAAGAUCACGUCAAAGGGAAGAUUCGAAAAGGUUGCUUAACAUUCUGAAGUUUGCAUCCAUACUUGGUCUAAUCCAAACUAGUUCCCCAAUAUUCGCUUUCUGUGAGAAAGCGUGUCGGUGUUCAUGAUCAUUGGAGCUUGUUUGCUCUGUCCAUCAAACUUUUUUGUAAAACAAAGUUUUGAAAUGAGGUGAUAUUGCUAUGUUGUGGUUUUGUUGGUUUGGUCAAGAUGACAAUUAGUCAUUGUUUCAUCUCUGUAUGAUCUAAUAUUGCAUUUGUGGUCUUAAAAUUAGGUUGUUAAAGUUUUGGUGAAAAGUAAGGUUCAUAGACAUGAAGUUCUUGUAGCUUUCUAUAUGUGUAUUUAGACCCAAAAAAGAAUCAUAACAGGGAAAUUACGUGUUUCACAAC
Molecule: messenger RNA, 1389 nt
Organism: Cuscuta europaea
Lineage: Eukaryota; Viridiplantae; Streptophyta; Magnoliopsida; Solanales; Convolvulaceae
Source: the annotation of a GenBank genome assembly